Messenger RNA from Paramisgurnus dabryanus, 3737 nucleotides. RefSeq names its product 1-acyl-sn-glycerol-3-phosphate acyltransferase gamma-like. Gene Ontology annotation, molecular function: 1-acylglycerol-3-phosphate O-acyltransferase activity. Lineage: Eukaryota; Metazoa; Chordata; Actinopteri; Cypriniformes; Cobitidae. Gene Ontology annotation, cellular component: endoplasmic reticulum; endomembrane system. The record is from RefSeq and is a predicted model, not a curated record.
UCCACACUGUAAUGGUGUGUUUUGAGCCUUCUGUCUCCUUGUUCUUAAAUUUGCUUUCUGUCAACGUCUCUUUCCAGCCACAUUUUACUUUGGUCUGGUUCCAAAGUUUAUUUUUGCUCUUGCAUUGUUGGCUGGGGGACAGAGUUCAACUCUUUCCUUUCCCACUUGUUCUUUCUCUCUUUGUGUGUGUCUCUUUCUCAAUCUUUCACGUGUGACUGUGUCCUUACAAAACUCAGAGCUAGCACACAGCCUGUGGAACUUCAUCGCAAGGUCGGUGGUGCUUAGUGAGGGGCCGUGUAAAAGAGGGUUGUAGAGAAGAACCCACUGUGCAGUGAGUGUGUGUGUGGUGUGUGAGUGAGUGAGUGUGUGUGUGAGUGGACAGGGCUGUCAGUCAUGGGUUUGCUGGCGUGGAUAAAGAGCCUGUUCAUCCUACACCUCUUGAUUGGUUUUGUGUUUGUGGUGAGCGGCCUCAUCAUCAACUUCAUACAGCUCUGCACCUGCGUGCUAUGGCCCAUCGACAAACAACUCUACCGAAGGAUCAACACCAGACUCUCCUACUCGCUAUGGAGCCAGUUGGUGAUGUUGCUGGAGUGGUGGUCUGACACAGACUGUGUGCUGUACACAGAUCAGGCCACAGUUGAUAAGUUCGGUAAGGAGCACGUGAUCAUCAUUCUCAACCACAACUUUGAGAUCGACUUCCUGUGUGGCUGGACCAUUUGUGAAAGAUACGGCGUGCUGGGGAGCUCUAAGGUUUUGGCUAAACAUGAACUGCUGAAAGUGCCUCUGAUUGGCUGGACGUGGUACUUCCUGGAAAUCGUUUUUUGCAAGAGGAAGUGGGAGGAAGACAGGGACACUGUUUUCAAAGGACUAAACAGUCUCAAAGAUUACCCAGAAUACAUGUGGUUCCUGUUGUACUGUGAAGGAACGAGGUUUACCGAAAAGAAACAUCAGAUAAGCAUGCAGGUUGCAGAGUCGAAAGGACUCCCCAAACUCAAAUAUCACCUGCUGCCCCGCACCAAAGGAUUUACCACUACACUGCAUUGCCUGAAGGGAACAGUGAAAGCUGUGUAUGAUGUUACACUGAACUUCAAAGACAAACAGAACCCAACCCUGCUGGGCGUUCUUAAUGGGAAGAAAUACACAGCAGACUUGAGCGUCAGACGCUUCCCUGUGGAGGAGAUCCCAGAUGAUGAAAAGGAGUGUGCUCAAUGGUUACACAAGCUCUACCAAGAGAAGGAUGCAUUACAAGAAUAUUAUGAGAAGGAGGGAUGUUACCCAGGAACCUCUAUUAAACCCAAACGUCGACUUUGGACGCUGCUGAACUUCCUGUUGUGGGCGACGCUUCUGCUGUCUCCGCUUAUUAAUUUUGCUUGGGAUGUGUUUGUCAGCGGCUCCCCCCUCCUCAUCAUCGGCUUCAUGAUCUUUCUCAUUGUCGCUUCUUUAGCAGUCCGUCGGCUCAUCGGAGUGACUGAAGUUAACAAAACGGGCUCCAGCUACGGCAACGUGGAGGCUAAGAAAGAAAACUGAAAGCGUCGACACUGUGUGACCACUGUACCGUUUACCCUGCACUCCAGCCUUGAGCACUGAGCUGCCCCGUGUGCAGUUAUCCCUAUUUUUACAUAAUAUAAAAUGAAUGAAACCGUAAAAUCUCUUCAAUGCAGCAUUGGGGAUAUAGAUGUUUAACUCUAGAUACAACUUAAGAUGCUAAUGUAAAAACGCCAUGAAUAAUAUCAUUUUUAUCAGCUAACUAAAUGUGUGAGAUGAAAACGAAAUGUUUAUUUGAUGCAGGUUAAAGGCGAGAUCUUUCCAAGCUUAGAAAUAAAAUGAAGCUGAGUGAUACAGAUCACCUUUUCUUAGCUCCGCCCCUUUAACUGUGCACCUCUCCAGUAAGGGACCACAAGUAGGUGCAUGGUCUUGCAUUUUCUCAAAUAAGUAAUUUUCAAGCCCACUUUCUGUCAAUAUUUUUUAUUUUACUGUAAGGGCCACAUCAUGGACCCCACCAUUCAGUGAGACUUUAUUUUAACAAUCAAACUUUUGCGUUACAAGCCAACAAGGCAUUGUGAAUGAGAAGACCUCCCUACCCAGGGCAGCCAGCCAAUCAGAGAUGAGGUGGUCACAGGUAGACCCUUUUAGGGGGUCUUAUGCUGCUAAGACAUUGGUACAGCAAUAUAUAUGGGUUAAGCAGGGUUUAGUAGCAUGUCUAUUUAUCUAUAACAUUUCUCCCCCUUUAAAACAUUUCUCAUAAUGGUGUCUUCAUCAUUGUACUUGAAUAAGGAGUAUGUGUUUUUAAGGGUAUAUGUACUCUCUUCACCUUUAUCUCUUUAUCUUUAUUUAAGGUAGUUUUGUCUACCAUAAUGGUCUUUACCAUGUUACUCGCCCACUUUAACCAUGUGUAACGUAAAAAAUCUAUAGGGCUAAAGAGUUAAGAAAGCGGUGUUAAGAAAAGCUGAAUGACCAAGAAAACAAUAAACGCAAAGAUUGUGAAACUUUUUAGUGUGAUAACUUAUGACUUGAGUUGUAAAUAAACUAGAAAAUUCUUCUGGACUUCAAGGGGUUUCUGGUAACUUGUUUCCUAAUAGCACUGAACAAUCCCAAAAUCUUGCUUUGGGUGUAUGUGAGUGUCAUUUGUGCAUAUGAGCACAUAAUGAUCAGUGUAAAACAAAUCCAUUAGGCUUUUAACAUUGUUUCUGUUUUUAAAGUUGUCUGCUAUUGUACAAUUUUAACAAAACCGCUUGUUGUUUAAUCGCAUAGUAAUCGAAUAACACCAGAUGUUUGCAAGCCUUAAAAUGACAGAAAAGUGCAGCUUUAUUCGGUGUUCGUAUAGCGUGAGCCCCUUUUACCUUGCAACAGUCCAGCGUGGUUGGGAUUUGUGUGAAUUGCGUAGCUCAGGGCAGUUUGGCUGACUCGCAGCUAAAGUCAUGGUGGUACAUGCCGACUAUGGUACUGUAAAACGGCGUUUGAUAUACAAGUAAUUGCACAGAAAAACUGUGUGUGAUACGCUUGUGAAAUAUAUAAGAUGUAGGUUACAUAUAGGGUUAAAGACCAAAGUUAAUAAAACUAAAAUAUGGGAAUGCCGCUUUGAGUUUUACCUAACCCCAUUUGGGAGUUAAUAUGCCCAUGUGAAUUUUAUUUUUAACAUUUUUAGAGCGACUGAUUUGAUUUGUUUUGGCUGAAAUAUGCUUUAAUUACAGGAAAUGUUUUUGUGUAUUUUGGUUAUACGUUCAUAAAGCAGAUUCACUGCACGAAUCGGUAAGUUUGCUGAUUUGGGAUCAGGUUUGCAGCUAAUGCGGGUAUGGACAGGGAAAGAGUCUGAGCCCAGGUCAGCUGUUGUGUGACACCAGGUUUUCCUCUGCUUCUACUAAACAUUGCUACUGUAUAAAAUUGAUGGGCCACCACUAGUUCAUGGUGAGAUUAGGGACCGACACUAAAUAUCAAGAAGUGCUUGCUAAUUUGAGUUUGGUCCCUUGUGUUUUAACAAAUUUUUAGAGGGGUGUGAACAAAGGCAACGUAGUACUUGAAGCUUAGUCUGUUUAAAUCUCACAACUUUUUUGUAUUCUCUUCAGAUCAAUUAAAGCAUUCACUAUAUGAAUAAAACUGGAGUUGCUUUGUUUCAUUCUGCAAAUCCACCAAAAGGGAGUCUUAAUAUCUGUUUUGUGUGUAAUUGUAAAGAAGCAUACAAUUAUUUUUCUUUGUUAUGAACGGAAAAUGGUUUUUAUUGUAAAAAAGCUGGUACCCCU